CAUGUGUGGACGUGGCCCGGAAGGUGGAGAAGCAGGGGACUGGCACUUCCUCUUGGGUCACAGAGAGCUUUGGAAGGGCAGAGACAGUCUUCUGGAGCAGGAACACCGCGGUGGUUCUUUGCUAUCUAUUUUAGGCUUAAUGUCUGUAUUCGAAAGAGUCACGAGAUCUCUGGUCCAGGAGUUGGAUCCCGGAGGGGAUAUGAUUCCUGUCAAAAGUAUGGUUGAUGCUGGUGCAUUCCAAUGUGGCUAUUUGGUAAGAGGACGGAAGAGGUUCUGGGGAUGGUGCUACCACAAGACAGACCUCACCCUGGAGGACAUACUGGACAAAGAGCAAGACAAAGGACUGUUGGUUAGGCUGCUUACGAGUUUCAUAGGUGAUGAAAAGACUAAAUUCCAAGUCCAUGGUAAAAAAGGUUCAAAGCUGUCAGCAAAUUUCCCUGAAGAAGUACUUGCAGUCAAAGGCCUACGGUCCAGCAAUUGGAAAGCCACCGUAAUACAUAGGAAGAUAAUCCAGAAAUAUUUGGAUUUGCUUGUCAACAGGAGGCUGAAGCAGGAACUACCCAGUUCAUUCAAAACAAUUAGUUUAAAAGAAAAUGUGUAUCUGGUGACAGAAACUCUAGAGACGGAACAGGAGCAAACCCUAGAAGCAGAAGAGCAAUAUAAAAUUUGGAGCUCAUUACUUAAGGGCAUUAACCAUGAAAACAAGAGCCAAAACCAAAUCACCAUCCCUGCCAACAUCAUCCUGGCCUAUCGAAAGAAGCAGCUCAUCUUCAAAAAUAAUGAAAUAUCUAUUGCCUUCUGGGCUGAAGAAAAAAGAUCUUUUCAAGGAGGAAUGACUGUAAGAAGACUGCAAGCUGUUGCAAGUUUGCAGGAGCAGGUGCAGGACACAGCGAGAUGCCUCCAGGGACUGAAUGAGAAGGACCGGAAGACUAUGCUGGAUUCUAUCAGAAACUCAUGUGCCAGCAAGGAAGGGGGGCUGGCGGGUCUAGAGCAGAGAGUUUAUGAGGUCUUGAUCUCUGAUGCGACACAGACCGAGGGCCCAGAAGGUCCUCUCCUAUGCAGCCUUCAUGAUAGUGCUGGCCGCUUGGUAAAAGAACGUGCAGAAGCCUUUCUGGAACUCUUGGAUGCCUUGAUAGAGCUGCCUGAGCAAGGCAAGUAUGUGACUGAAGCAAUAGACAAUGGGACUCUGUCUUCGCUGAGGGACCAGGUGGAGUCGAUCCUCCAGGAGAACUGGGGCGAGCGGAUUAGCCAGGAUGUGACCUAUGACCCUGAGGCUCGAAUCUUCUGUGCCCUUUAUAUUGCUUCCUCUCUCCUGCUGCAGCUGAUCCCUAGUAAUAAGUCCACUUGUGUCUGUUCCUAACCCAAAGUUGGCUUGGAUUCUAUGUGUGGUCUCUGAUUAAAAGUGGCAGAUUGGGAAUAGGAA
Molecule: messenger RNA, 1423 nt
Organism: Mesocricetus auratus (golden hamster)
Lineage: Eukaryota; Metazoa; Chordata; Mammalia; Rodentia; Cricetidae
Gene: Gsdmb
Product: gasdermin B
Exons: 10
Coding region: 2-1360 (452 amino acids)
Biological process (GO): pyroptotic inflammatory response; defense response to bacterium
Molecular function (GO): phosphatidylserine binding; phosphatidylinositol-4,5-bisphosphate binding; phosphatidylinositol-4-phosphate binding
Source: RefSeq, a predicted model, not a curated record